Molecule: messenger RNA, 1126 nt
Organism: Aspergillus alliaceus
Lineage: Eukaryota; Fungi; Ascomycota; Eurotiomycetes; Eurotiales; Aspergillaceae
Product: oxygenase MpaB family protein
Exons: 1
Coding region: 134-1012 (292 amino acids)
Molecular function (GO): oxidoreductase activity
Source: RefSeq, a predicted model, not a curated record
CAUGUGCAGUUGGGUAAGGUGUGGUGAUCCUGUAACCCUAAGUCGUCAAUAGUGCAAAGACCCGCGACACCCGUACAUAAUUCUACGAGACCAGCCCAAAAGCCCCUUAUUCUCCAUCAAAAAUACUUUCACCAUGCCCUUCGACGAGAAAAAGUCCCCCGACGAAAUUUCUCAGGCACCAUCAGACUCGUCCGACGCCAGUCGACUAGAUGCCCUUGACCAACUUGAAAUUCUUCCCCAGAUCCUCCAGGAGGGUAUUUUAUUUGCUGGAUCAGGAUCCGCUUUGCUACUCCAAGCGGCUUUCCCCGGAAUCAGAGACAGAACUAGCGAUACCCAUCAUGCCAGCAACGGUAGCAGAAUUAACCUAGCAACAGAGCUAGGCGACGCCCUCCAGGCUAAUCUCAGCUACAUUGCCUGCCUGGUAUUUGGCACUCGAAAAGAAAAGAAAACUCUACUGGAGCUGCUAAACCAUGGGCAACCACCCCUUCGCGGGAGUGAGAAUUUCUCCUCUCACCGACCGACCCAGCUCUGGGUUGCAGCGACGCUCUACGCGACCGCGACUGAUUUCUACCAGCGAGUCUACGGACUUGUCAACUACCGCACAGCUGAGAAGGCGUAUGCGGAGUUCACGGUAAUCAUGCACUCCAUGGGGCUCCCACCCGGUACCUGGCCGGAGAACCGGCAGGCGUUCUGGAGGUACUGGGAUGAUCAGAUUGAGCAAUUGACUGUCACGGCGGACGCACACAAGUUCGCACAAGACCUCUUGAAUCGGAACGAUUACCCGCGGUUUGUGUCAGUGUUGAAGCCAUUCUUACGGGUCCUUACGAUCGAGAUGUUACCACCGCGGAUCCGGGAGGCGUACGGGCUUAAGUCUACAUUUAGUACUCGAGGUUUGUAUCGGACGACGAUGGGGUUUUCGGUAGCGGUGUACCCUGCGUUGCCGACAUCGACGCGAGGAUACCCAUUGCGGUAUUAUUUGGAAGAAUUACGAAAGAGUUUGAACGUCGUGUAGCUGUUUUGUACUUCUGUUCUUAUCAUUUUGGUAAUGCAUGAAUCCAUGUUAUCCACUCAUGUAUUCGAAACGUUAUCUCAAUGUUAUUGAUGAGUGGGAUUAAUGAGAUAAAGA